AUGCUCGGCACGAGCUACUACGAGCCGCAGGCGAGCGGCAGCGCCGCCACGGGCAAGCGCAAGGCCCGCCCGUUGAGCGACGACCCCGCGACCCGCUUCUCGGCCGCCCACCGUCGCCCGCUCAGCCCGCUCGAGGUCUACCAGCAGCAGUGGACGUCGCCGACGAGGGCUCACCGCGAGCGCCCGCACGCGGCGCCCGAGCUCGCCAACCUGUACGCGCCCUCGGCCUCUCCAACGCAUCCACUUCGUCCCGCUCACCCUCCCGCGACCACGUCCGACCUCCCCGUCGUCUCGACCGGCACCUUUGCCCCGAGUCGCCCCGCACCGCCUUCCUCGGCGUCGCACGCCGGCGACACCGGCGAGGGUUCACGCGCGACUAUCGGCGUCUCGUCCGACGAGUCGUCACAGGUCGACGCACUCGGCGAGUCGGCGACCAAGGCGCACUCGCACUGGCACGUCGGGCGCCUGUUCGGCGGCGCGUACCUCAAGGACAUGCUGCGCCGGCCGUCCACCUCGGCCCCGUCGGUCAAGAGCAAGUCGUCGCGUGACUCGAUCGGCACCUCUUCCGCCACGACGGUCCGCUCUGGCGCGCGCAAGACGCCCAACACGACGGCGCCGUCGUCCCCCGUCGUCGCCUCCUCGCCGUCAUACCAUGCCUUGCACUCGUACCAGGAGACGCACCGGUCGCCUGUACCGCUCGACUUCCCGACGCGCCCCUCGCGCACGCUCAGCUUCUCGAGCCGCGUCGACACGCUCGAGUCCAUCUCGGGCAGCUCGCCGACGACGCCCGCACCCGCGCCCGCCCUCCUCCAGGUCCUCGACAACGACGUCGGCGACGAGUCGCCUGCCGAGCUCGUCAUCUCGAUGCCGCUGCACCAGCCGAGCCCGACCGGGACCGCGUGCGGCAGCGGCACGCCCGCCACCAGCAGCGGCACGCCGAGUACGGGCACGUGCACAAUGAGCGACCCCGUGCCCGCGCAGCAGCAGCACGCCGCCGCCGAGCAGCCGCCGCGCCCGCCGCGUCACCUUCGUGUGCAGCUCGCGAGCGUGCCGGCGAGCGUCACGUUGUACCUGCCCCCGGCGACGACCCCGGGCGGGCGCGACCUCACGCUGCGCCCGCUGUCGCAAACGGCGAGCCUCGCCGAGUCGGACUACUCGUGGCAGCAGGGGCUCGUGUCGCGCUUCUCGGACCCGUCGCCGUACCCGGCAUCGUCAAGCGGCGCGCCGUCGGUCCUUUCCGGGCGCUCGGUCCUCUCGGGCCGCUCGGCGAGGUCGGGACGGUCGGCGCGCUCGGCGUCGGUCAAGUCGGGAGUCGACGAGGCGAUCGUCGUGCGCCUGCCGGCGCCGGCAGGCGAGCAGCACCAGGCGCGCGAGGGCCGUUCGCCGCCUCGCGGCCUGACGUCGCACUUCUCGGACUGGACGCCGACGCCGCCGACCUCGAGCGAGGGCACGCGCUCGGUGCGCCCGUCGCCGACGCGCUCGGUGCGCCCGUCGCCAACGCGCUCGGGCUCGGACCCCGGCGGCAGCGGCAGCAGCGGCGGCGAGGGCGGGCCCGCCCGAGCGUCGGGCAAGUCGCUCCUCCCGACCGUGACCGAGGGCGUCGCCGUCUCGUCGCGCCUCGCGCCGCCGCUCCCGCCGUCGAUGGGCAGCGCGAUGGCGCAGCGCUCGACGGAGGCGUUGGGCCGCGCGGCGCACAUCCUCGAGGCGGCGAGCUGCGCGCCGCACCUCGUGUACGCUCCGGCGCGCUUCAAGCGCAGGGUCGCUCGCCUCGCCAAUGAGCCGGCCGCCGAGCUCGUCGUCUCGGGCCCGUCGUCGUCGUCGUCGUCGCCCAAGUUGAGCACGAGCGCGCUCGCGAGCUCGACGGCGAGCGGCGUCGUUCUGCCGCGCGCGAGCAGCAAGCUCGACAUCGAGCCGGCGCCGCAGAAGCAGCAGGAGGAUGAACAGGAGCAGCAGGACGAGGACGCCGAGCGCGGCCCUGGCGCCGAGCAGCCGCACCGUCCCGUGCUCCGCCGCCACGUGUACUACACGAGCGCGUCGAGCGCGCCGUCGUCGAGCGCGUAUACGUGCGCGACUCAGGGCGGCGGCGGCGGCGCCUGCGAGCCUGUCGAGCGCUCUCUCGCGCCCGCGGCGAGCGUCGGCGACCCGCACGGCCUCGCGCCGCCCUCCCUCGAGCUCAAGCCCGAGCCCGAGCCCAAGCCCGAGCUCGUGCCGACGUCGAGCGCCGCCCCGUCGAGCGACAUGCCCUCGCCAGGCGGCCCGGCGCGCUCGCGCUCGUCGUGCUCAGCGGCGACGGACGACACGGCGACGGCUCCGGCCGGCCCGUCCCUCGAGGCGCUGCCGCCUGCGCCGGACGACCCGGCGAGCGGCUCCUUGCCCUCGCCCGCGCCCGCCCCGCCCUCGCACGCCCCGCCCGACCUCGACUGGGCCUCACCGGGCCUCGCGCGCUGUCGGGCCCUCUCAGCGUCCACGACGGCCGACUCGAUGGCGCGCCGGUCGGGCACGGCGCGCGAGCGCGCGGCGCACGUCGUUGCGGCCGCGAGGGGCGCUCCGGGCCUCGUGGCGGACCCGGGGCGGUACGGGCGCGGUGGGGGCGUGGGGCCUGUGACGGGGAGGGAGAGGGGGAGGGUGUGA
Molecule: messenger RNA, 2631 nt
Organism: Rhodotorula graminis WP1
Lineage: Eukaryota; Fungi; Basidiomycota; Microbotryomycetes; Sporidiobolales; Sporidiobolaceae
Exons: 2
Coding region: 1-2631 (876 amino acids)
Source: RefSeq, a predicted model, not a curated record